Pseudophryne corroboree (corroboree frog) is the source of this 2260-nucleotide messenger RNA. RefSeq names its product potassium inwardly rectifying channel subfamily J member 8 (gene KCNJ8). Lineage: Eukaryota; Metazoa; Chordata; Amphibia; Anura; Myobatrachidae. The record is from RefSeq and is a predicted model, not a curated record. Gene Ontology annotation, cellular component: plasma membrane. The transcript has 3 exons. Gene Ontology annotation, molecular function: ATP-activated inward rectifier potassium channel activity. Gene Ontology annotation, biological process: potassium ion import across plasma membrane; regulation of monoatomic ion transmembrane transport. The coding region runs from base 865 to 2118 and encodes 417 amino acids.
CUGCCUGCAGAGAGCCCUGCACUGAGAGCUGGAUGGGAACAGACCAUGUGCAGACAGCGCAACCUACAGGGACUACCACAAGCGGACGCCUGGGACUGGCAAACUACCAGGGACCUAGGCAGGUGGCAUCUGACCACAGGGGUUGGCUACUAAUACACCAGAGACCAAGAAAGUGGGCAUCUUACUGCAGGGACUGGCUACUGGUAUAUCAGGGACCAAGGCAGAGGGUGUCUAAGUACAAGGACUGACUACUGAUACAACAAGGACCAGGGCAGAGGACCUAUGACUGCAAGGACUGGCUACUGAUACAACAGGGACCAGAGCAGAGGACCUAUGACUGCAAGGACUGGCUACUGAUACAUCAAGGACCAGGGCAGAGGUCCUAUGACUGCAAGGACUGGCUACUGAUACAUCAAGGACCAGAGCAGAGGUCCUAUGACUGCAAGGACUGACUACUGAUACAUCAGGGGCCAGGGCAGAGGACCUAUGACUGCAAGGACUGGCUACUGAUACAUCAAGGACCAGGGCAGAGGACCUAUGACUGCAAGGACUGGCUACUGAAACAUCAAGGACCAGGGCAGAGGACCUAUGACUGCAAGGACUGGCUACUGAUACAUCAAGGACCAAUACUUGAGAGGGCAACACAGGGACUGACUGUUUUACAAUCAGGGAUCAGAUCUACGGGCAUCUGGCUGCAAUCAGAGAUCUGCAGGGACUUCAUCUGGGACUCCUCAGCAGUGGGACACCAGGAUCCCGACAAUGUGGCCUUACAGUUGGAGUCUCGGACGAUAGCAGACCUUGCUACAACAUAACUCACCACAGCCCCUUGCUCCUAGCUCGUUAUUGGAGUAUGAGAGUGGAACCAUGCUAGCCAGAAAGAGCAUCAUACCGGAGGAAUAUGUCCUGGCCAGGAUUGCCGCAGAGAAUCUGCGAAAACCAAGGAUCCGAGACCGUCUGCGGAAAGCUCGUUUUGUGGCCAAGAACGGAGCAUGCAACGUUGCGCACAAAAAUAUACGGGAACAAGGUCGUUUCUUGCAGGAUGUAUUCACCACCCUGGUGGACCUGAAGUGGCGGCACACUCUAGUCAUCUUCACCAUGUCCUUCCUGUGCAGCUGGCUGCUCUUUGCCAUGAUGUGGUGGCUGGUGGCAUUUGCCCAUGGGGACAUGGACAUCAGGGAGAACUUAAGAUAUCAGGAGCCGUGUGUGGCCAACGUCAAGUCAUUCACAGCCGCCUUCCUCUUCUCCAUCGAGGUACAAGUCACUAUCGGGUUCGGGGGGCGAAUGAUGACAGAAGAGUGCCCCCUGGCCAUAACCCUCCUCAUUAUGCAGAACAUUGUGGGACUGAUUGUGAACGCCGUCAUGCUGGGCUGUAUCUUCAUGAAAACGGCUCAGUCCCACCGCCGAGCAGAGACCUUGAUCUUCAGCCGUCACGCCGUCAUAGCCGUGAGGAACGGGAAGCUUUGUCUCAUGUUUCGGGUCGGGGACCUGCGUAAGAGCAUGAUUAUCAGCGCCUCAGUGAGGAUGCAGGUGAUAAGGAAAACCAUCACGCCAGAAGGCGAGAUCAUUCCUAGUCAUCAAAUAGACGUUCCCGUGGACAACCCGAUUGACAGCAACAACAUAUUCCUGGUGGCCCCCUUGAUUAUUUCUCACGUGAUAGACAAGAGAAGUCCACUGUAUGACAUUUCUGCAUCAGACCUGUCCAGUCAGGAUCUGGAGCUUAUCGUUUUAUUAGAGGGUGUUGUGGAGACCACGGGAAUCACAACCCAGGCUCGGACCUCCUACGUCACGGAGGAGAUCCUUUGGGGUCACCGCUUUGUGUCCGUUGUCUCGGAGGAGGAAGGGGUAUACUCAGUAGACUACUCCAAGUUCGGCAACACAAUUAAAGUGGCCACGCCGUAUUGCAGCGCCAGGGAGCUUGACGAGAAGCCGUCCAUUCUGAUCCAAACUCUCCAGAAGAGCGAGCUGUCUCAUCAGAACUCUCUGCGGAAACGCAAUUCCAUGCGGAGAAACAACUCAAUGCGGAAGACCAACUCCAUGAGACGGAACAACUCCGGACUCAUCCUGCCCAAAGUCCAGUUCAUGGCUCCAGAACAGAACAAAGGCAUGGCGGAAACAUGACAGACACUUCCCAUGGACUUAAUUGACUUUCCGAUUGUAGAAAUGUGUUACAAAUAUUUAUUGCCUUGUAUACAACACCUACUGCUUCUUCUAGAAUUAGCUCAUUUUACCCUCCUGAGCACAAUAAAACGUUUGCCCCAGA